Molecule: messenger RNA, 3204 nt
Organism: Phycodurus eques (leafy seadragon)
Lineage: Eukaryota; Metazoa; Chordata; Actinopteri; Syngnathiformes; Syngnathidae
Gene: nfe2
Product: nuclear factor, erythroid 2
Exons: 3
Coding region: 212-1633 (473 amino acids)
Biological process (GO): regulation of transcription by RNA polymerase II
Cellular component (GO): nucleus
Molecular function (GO): RNA polymerase II cis-regulatory region sequence-specific DNA binding; DNA-binding transcription factor activity, RNA polymerase II-specific
Source: RefSeq, a predicted model, not a curated record
CUGCCUGAAAUGAGCAUGCACUGACCUAAAGAUUACAAUAAAUAGUAGUAGUGUUAAGACAUGGCACCACCGGCUUUGCAGAGAACCUGUUUUUAUUUUCGAAUAGCUACAUCCUAAUACUGUAUGUGUAGAGGCAUGUUGAUGAUAAUUGGAUAUUUAAUGAUAAUGGAUAAUUACUAGGUUGAAAUGCUGCAACGCGAGCUUGUCCUAAAUGUGUUCAACAGCAAGCUACGUGAUUCCAACAAGGAGAACCUGUGAGGUAUUAGCAUGCACCUCAAACAGGUUGUGUGGGGAAGUGCCUGCUAAUAUACUCAGCAGUAGAUCUCAUGGAGCCCAGCACUCAGACAUGGACGCAGCCUGGCAGGAACUGAUGGCCAUAACAGAGCUGCAGGGCUUAGAGACUUCUGGUGAAAGCACCUAUGAAACAACACAAUACCAAAGCAUUCAGCCGAUGGUUUCUAUGGGCGCAUAUGGGGCUGCCCACUGCCACCACGAGCCUGCUCCUGCUGCCUUUGAGGUGGGCAUGACAGAUUCAUAUGAUGGCGGAUACUCUGAGGAAGCUGCAGUCUUUCAUCACCCAAGCACCAACGGAGAGGCACUCUAUGAGCACUCUGGACCACAACUCAACCAGAGAAUGCUGCCCCUCUCCUCUCAAUCUCACCUUUCGCUUGGGACUCUCACAGAACAAAUGAGCUCAUCAUCAGGUAAUAGUCAAGGGAACAGAAGGCCAAACAGCAGUCUUCCCCAGGGUCAGCACAUGAUGUGGACAGCACAUAGCCAAAGUUCAUUUGUUCAUUCAGGUGAUGAUCUAGAGUCAGACUCUGGUCUCUCCCUGGGCUCCAGUCCACCUUUGGCCUCACCAGAAAAUUGUGUUGCUGGGGCACCGGGAUGCAGGCCUGUGGACAUGCCCAUUACAUACAGUGAUGGGGAACAACAAAGGGCAGCUGAACACAGUGGAAGAGCGCAUAACUACCAGAGUCAGUCUGAUUCAUAUCUGCACACAGGUGCACAACCAUCUUAUUUCACAGCACAACACCACUUAAAUCAUUCACAGUUCAACGCACUGAACCUUCGGGUAGCCAAACAGCUGGGUGAACUUUACAGCUCCGAGUUGCCCAGCAGAGGGAGCUGGCAACAAAUCAUGCAUACAAAGCCUCAAGGAAGUGUCCAUACACCAGCGUGCAGGGAUGAGAGGCGGGCCAUUGCGCUGAAGAUCCCCUUCCCAAUGGAAAAGAUCAUCAAUCUGCCAGUGGACGACUUCAACGAGCUCCUGACACAAUACACCCUGACCGAUGCCCAACUGGCACUGAUUAAAGACAUCAGGCGUCGGGGCAAGAACAAAGUGGCAGCUCAGAACUGCCGCAAGCGCAAACUAGAUAGCAUAAUUCAUCUUGAACGAGACCUGGGUCAGCUGCAGGCUCAGAGAGACAGCCUGGUACAAGAGAAAUUAGAGUUCCAGCGCAGCUUGACGUACAUCAAGUGCCACCUCACUGAACUCUAUGCAGAGGUGUUCUCUCACCUGAGAGAUGAAACUGGACAACCAUAUUCAAUAGAAGAGUACUACUUACAACAGAUGGCAGAUGGGGAAACUUAUUUAGUGCCUCACACAAUUUUGCACAACAAAGAAUUCUGAAAUGUGGACAGGCCCAUGGAAUUGCUUAUAGUCACAGUUGUGUCUGCUACAAUGCUUUUCCAUUUAGAUUUUAUUGUGCAAGUAAAAACACAACAUCGGUUUAUAAAAAUAAAAAUUUAUUUAAAAAAAAUAGUCUCUUAAAACAAAAGGAAAGCACCAUUCAUUCUCCAGAAUCCUGCAAGAAAAGAUUUAAGUCCAUUUAACUUGCUUAUUUCCAAGGAUUUAAAUCCAAUUACGAACAGGGCAUUUAGCAGUUUACAAAAAUGUGUGCACUACAUUUUCAAACUCAGCCCCCCCCUCCCAAAGAAAAUUAGCAUACACACACACGGAUCUUCAUUACAAAUUACUAUAAUAAAUAAAAAAAAAUACACAACUAGGUGCAGAGCUAAAUAAAUGCCUUGUCUGUGCGCUACAUCAUGACACUCAUUUUACCUGAUUUAUCCAUUGCCAGUUAAAUGAAGUUGGUCCACCGAGAGAACACUUAUGUUACCUGAAAUCAGAAACAGCAAGUCAAAAAAAUUCCUCAGCGCGCAUUUAAAAUUCACAGCAUGCAAAUAUAUUUGGUGACAAAAUGUUAUUAGAAGGCCAAUUUACCAAUUUAGAUUUUUGUGAGUUUAAACAUUACUGUGCGACACAUCUGACUACCACAGCUACGUGACAAAGCAAGGUUUACUAUCAGUAGUUGAGAAGUCUGGUCUUACCUACAGGCAGCUUAUAAGCCUUUGGUAGCUGCUGCCUGCUAGCCUCAGGCUUCUGUUCUCACUCUCCCCUGCUUCAAUGAUCCUGGCGAUGAUUGCUACUUCUCUCCCUCAGCUGGCUUCCAUGGCUAGCCUCAAAGACUGCAUGUUAGCUAGCAUCCUCCAGAUGAUCUGCACAGCACUCGGGUUAGUUUGUACCCACUGCAUCCAACCCUUUGCACGGCACCUGUCAACCCUCAACCAGUAGAGGCCUACUGCAUGGAUGCUCGUUCAUUCAUGUCUGCUCCCAGCGCCCAGAUGCAUCUCACUCCCAGCUGUAUGCAGCAAUUCUUACACCAUCCCUCUCCCCAAAACCACUUGAGGCUAACAAAAGUUUGUAAAAAGACUGAAAGUUUGUUUAUUUCAGCUCAACGUUGAUGCAGUUACAAAUAAAACCAGAGAUCAAGGACAAAAAUAUCUACAUAAAACCCUCAUUGGAAUGCUUGCUUUCCAGAAACAGAUUAAAAAAACAAAAAACAAACAAAACAAAAAACCACAAAAACGCUUAAUUGAAGACCCCCCAUGUUUUUCUUUUUCAAGUCUAUUAUACAUCUCUUGCAGCAGCUGUAACCUGCCACAUGUUUGGCUGAGCAGAUUUAGGAGGUACACCUGCAGCUGCCCUGUCACUUCCUCUCCUCUCGCUGUCACUUCCUCUCCUAAGUACUCAGCCCUGUUGAACAAUACGGAACAACAUUGUUAACUGUGCACUGACUUCAUACGACCUGAGAUCCAGUGAUUAUUUUUUUUCCCCCAAUGGGUAUGAGCACUUAACGGAUCCCUGGUACUAUAAAGACUGGCAAAGCUGGUGGCCUUGGUAAGAAAUACUCACCACAU